This is a messenger RNA of Temnothorax curvispinosus, 2615 nucleotides long. It is a transcript of the gene Rip11, whose product is annotated as rab11 family-interacting protein 2. Gene Ontology annotation, molecular function: small GTPase binding. Bases 288 to 1913 code for a protein of 541 amino acids. Gene Ontology annotation, biological process: regulated exocytosis. Lineage: Eukaryota; Metazoa; Arthropoda; Insecta; Hymenoptera; Formicidae. The record is from RefSeq and is a predicted model, not a curated record. The transcript has 7 exons. Gene Ontology annotation, cellular component: intracellular membrane-bounded organelle.
CAGUCGUCGUCGUCGUCGCGGAGCAAGGCGCGCGGUGAAUGUUCGGCCGUCGACGUGACUGGACGUGACUGUCGGUUCUCGGAGUGGAGUGCGGAGACUGCGGAGAGUCGAGCGAGCGUGGCGGUUGGGUUGGCCAGUGCGCGAGCCACGACCGCGUGAUGCGAACGUUUCCUCGCAGCGCGCCGCGCGGUCGUCAGAGCGUCGUCGUCGUCGUAGUCAUCGUCGCGUAAGGAUAUCGACGAGUGCAAAACGGCGAGCGGCAGCAGGAAGCCCCGAGGAAUCUCACAAUGUGGAGCCCGACGCACGUUCAGGUGACAGUUCAGAGAGCCAAGGACUUGCUGACUAAAGGAAAACACAAAACCAACGAUUGCUUCGUGACAAUCGCACUCGGCAAGGAAAAGUACCAGACAUCGGUGAAGCAGAAGGCUACCAAGGACGUGGAAUGGCACGAGGAAUGCGAGCUGCUGAUCCCGGAACAGGGGAACACCGCGGAAAUCGUCCUCACCGCCCUGCACCGCAACUUCGUGGGGGUCGACGAGUUCCUCGGCACCGUCAGCAUACCGCUCUCCAGCUUCGACGUGUACGAGAGGCCCAAGAACAGAUGGUACGCUCUUAACAGCAAACCAGGCAAAGAGAACACGAAAGAGAGAGGCGAGCUCGAGGUGAAGAUCGGCUUUAUCGUAAAGGCUGGAAGUCUGACCGACCUAAGUAAGAAGGAGCGUCACAAAAGCUCCUUGGGACAACUGUCCACAGCCGCGCAGUCGAUCGGCGGCAGUUUGCUUAGCAUCGGCAGCCUUGAGAAGCGCAAAGGCCUGAAAAAAUUAGCCAAAUCAAUUGGGAACAAAGUUAAAGGCAAGAGCAAGAACCGGCUCGAUGGAAGUAAUCUGGACGAGAGGGAGGAGCGCGAAUUCAAAAUCACACGACAGGAACCAGGUGAAGCUGAUCCCGGAGUUAUCAGCGAAGAUGAAGAUGAAUUCACGUUUGACGAUUUGUCUCAUAAAAGCUCGGCCUCGUCGCUGAACGCACCCGUGCCCCCUGGUGUUAACAGCGGCAAUGCCAACGGUAUCUCGAGUGGCUCGCAGAGCAAUGUCUUCAGAGAGGUGCACACGCCACCGGCACCAAUUAACGCCGCACCGAGCAAACCGCCGCGAUUUGCCAUGAGCGCAUCCGCCACGAAUCUGUCGAAGGUCGACAAUUUGACGAAGGACGACGAGUGGGGCUUGAAGCUCUACGGCAAGCAAGCGAGCAGCGUGCCUAAAAGAUGGGAAAGCAAGCCUAAAAUUGUGGUGGAUGAGCCGCAGGAUAACAAACGCGACGUAUCGCCUAUUCGUUCAUCAUCACCAGUCACAUCGAGAUUGAAAGAUCUUCCGGAACCGCCCAGUCCGGCGCCGAGAGAAAUUCUUCAUCCGAGGAAUAAGGAUGAGAAACUCGCUGCGAGCAAGGAGAAGCUCGCCGCAAGCAAGGAGAAGCUCGCCGCGAGCAAGGAGAAACUUGUGAAAGAAGAUAAGUCGAAGGAUAAGAAGGACGAGAAAUGUGACCCACGAAGUCCCAAGGAGGAAAAGCACGCGAAGAAGGACAAGAAAAAGGACAAGGAGAACAAAUUCAAAGAUGCCAACGACGAGAAUCGCCUGUCUUCCGAAAGGAUCAUCAUCGGCGGCGAGGAUGCCGUUAAGAAUGCCGCGAAUUCUAAGAGUCGCCUGCCGCACGAGGUCCUUAACCAGUUCGAGGGCAAAUCGAGAGAAGAUCUAAUAGAACUGGCGUUGCACCUACAGACGCAAGUCACGGAGAAGAACAAGAGACUCAGCGAUCUGGAGGAUUAUAUCGAUGCACUGCUCUUACGUGUGAUCGAAUGUUCUCCGCGAUUACUUCAGAAUCCGUAUCAGAGGCGAUUGUCAUCCCCCGGAAACCAAUAGAUCGAUAAUUGGCGAUGAUGAAGCUUUCCUAUCUCCACUUGGGGAUCAUUCCCUUUUUAAUGCCUUAGUGAUACUUUUAUUCUAGACAUGACUGACGAGUCGCAAGUGGCUAUUUUUGUUAUUAACAUUGCUCUAUAAAUUUAAUUUAUUUUCUUUUAUGCAUUAUAACUUGAAGGAAAAGAUAUAUAACGUUCUCGUAGCAGCAUUGCGAGAAAUCCAUUUCCCCAUAUUUAUUUAUAAAUCCCGCGCGAGAAUGAUCGUUGGACAAUCGAGUGAUAAGUAAAUAGUAAUUCGCUUAUUAUCGGAAGCCAGUUUAUUACCGAUAUGAACAAAUAAUGGGAUACGGCUGCCAGUUGAAAAUGAUUUGCAUUUCACGUAAUCCCCCGCCGCGUCUUCCCAGUAAAUAAAACCGUCGAAGUUCGAAAAAAAAAGUUUGUGUUCGUUCGCGAUCGAGAUUUCCGUCCAAUCGAGCUUGCAAGGAAACGUAGCGAACACGAUUGUAUCUUGUUUUAUUAUUAUCUGUAAGUUAUCUAAGAACAUUUUAUAUGUAAAAGUUCUGACGGGGCAAAAAGCUUCGCGAAAUAAACACGUGCCUUCCGUCUUGUACAUGUACGCACUCGCAUUAAAUCGAAACCAUAUGCCUUGUUAAUUAAAGCACUGUUUAAUUACGAGCAUUAUUGAAUAAAAAUGAUAUACAAAUAA